AUGCUCAGCCGUGGAUUUAAUGCGAGAGUUACGUCUUCCGCUGGAGAUACCGACAGCAGUGAUAGCGAUGAGUCCAUGAACAACCAUGGCGGCAAUCGAACGCCAAUACAUACUCCGCCAGCCUCUGAGGAUGGAUCUGAGGAUGGAUCUGAGGAUGGAUCGGAAUCACCCGAGACGAUUGACGAGUUUGCUGGAAUCUCACUCGAAGACAGACAGCCGGAGGUGUUUCCAUCAAGUAUAGAGGAUCCACGAUCCACGACCGCGAACUCCUCAAGGUCUUCAAAGCGCCGUGCAAGCAGUCCACUGGUAAGGUCGCCCGCGAAGCAAACACCAACGAAGGCCACGUUCCCGGCUCGUGCCACCUUCGACAACAGAGGUCGUACAUGUCCCCCGCAAAGUAGCCUUGGUGGCCCCUCUCCCACACGGCAGCCUCCUGUUUGGACCGCAGACAAGUUGCCUGAGGCUUCAGUUGAUCUUGACCUUGCUUCUGAAGAAGAUGUGAAACGUCCUCGACGAGAACAACCCCCAAAUGCGGAGGAGACCGAGGCCCAAGAUGAGUAUUGCCCAGCUACUGCCUGUGAACCGGCUUUGGCGAAGCGCGGACAACUGGUUCUCCAGCCGAUCUCGUCUCCAAUCUCUCAGGACCAGCUCGCCGUCGAGAUCAAAGGCAUCUACGCCGGCCUGGUCAUGGUUGAGGCAAAGUGCAUGAACAUUGACGCGGCUCAGUCCAAGUCUGACGCAAAGGAGCUCGAACCAGAGCAGUGGCAAGCCUUGAUCGCACUCCAUCGGACGCUCCUGUAUGAACACCACGACUUCAUGAUGGCCACGCAGCACCCAACUGCGAGCCCCGCCAUCAGCAAUCUGGCAGCCAAGUACCAUAUGCCCGCUCGGAUGUGGCGCCACGGCAUUCAUUCCUUCCUGGAAGUGCUCAGACAUCGCAGGCCAGCGUCUCAGGAGUACAUGCUGUCGUUCAUUUAUCUCGCCUAUCAGAUGAUGGCGCUCCUGUUCGAGACAGUGCCUGUCUUCACCGAUACGUGGAUUGAAUGCUUGGGCGACAUCGCGCGCUACAGAAUGGCCAUCGAGAACGACAAGGAGAUUCAUACGCUGUGGGGAAGUGUUGCCAGUCGUUGGUACAAUACGGCCUCGGACAGACACCCUUCAACCGGGAGACUCUACCACCACCUUGGAGUACUCGAGAAGCUCAGCGCGCGCAAGCUGUCCUUGUACGCGAAGAGUCUAACGUGCAGCAGUCCAUUCCAGAACGCUCGAGAUUCGUUAAUGACACUGUGCGGACCAAUAGCUCGAGGCGACCCAGCCAUUCAAUUCGCCAAUCCUGGAGUCGAAGCUGCAAUGUUGACCUUCCACGCAACAGUUCUGACCGGAGACGCAGACUCCAAACGACUGAAAAGUCUUUCGCUCCAGGCAGUUUCGCUCCUCCAGUCGGAGCCCACUGCGAGCCUGUCGCACAUGGGCAUCUUUGUUACUGUUACUUGCGUCUCUCAUGUCUUGGAGUUCGGGUCCGCUUCCAAUGUGCUCUGGCAGUCUUUCGUUCCGACCGGUGUUGCUGCAUCCGCCGGCCAACUUACGUCAGGUGUUUUGCCGAAGGGUGACACCAGUAUCUCUGGUGUCUCUUAUGUCUCUGGUGUCGCUGGUGUUCAUGGUGUUCCUGGUGUCAACAACUCCGCUCGCUCAACAUGCUCUACUGUCGUUCUCGACCAUUGCUACGCCGUCCUCAACUCUUUCGUCGAACGUCCAACAGACCAGAAAUCGCUGCCGGACCUGCUACCUUCAAUUCAUACGAUCCUUGUCUGGCUGAACAGCAUUCAAUCUCUUGACUUUUCAAAGCUUGGACAUUCUACCACAUACACGAAAGAUCGGCUCAUCUCAAGCUUCUCUUGGAAUGGACUGGCCAGGUUUCUGAACCACUUGCUGGCUGAGACGCCUGUGGAAGACAUCACUAUCGCUCGUGCUCGGGGAAAAGAUUUCUUCUGGGCGCCGUCGGAUGGCAGACCAAAGCUCCUGCCAGAGGAUCAUUACAUGCGAGGACUUGCGUGGACAAUACCUUACUUCCCUCCCGGCUGGUUCGGUGGACUGAGUGAUGAUGAUGAGGAUCGAUAUGCUGAAAGCAUUUCCGUACAUCAAGCGCGGGCUGCCAGAGUGCAAGGGCUAGCCAUCAGACUGGCAGGCCACAACACCCCUCUUCAAUUCGACCACUUGUCGAGGAAGUUCCGCGCUCCUGCCAGAGCGGUCCCAAGUCCCAGAGACCCCGUGUCGUACAGCCCGAUACUUGACAGCAAGUACAAGACGUCAGAAUGGACUCGGAACGCCGGACACCGCCAUAUGGUCAGUGUUGGCCCAGCCGCACCCAGGGACGCAGAACCUGGCUCGUCUCCGAUGAUACAUUAUCCAAUACCAAAGCAUUCCUUUCGUGGUGCUAAGAAUAUGCAACAUGGUCGACCAGAAUAA
This is a messenger RNA of Saxophila tyrrhenica, 2466 nucleotides long. RefSeq lists its product as uncharacterized. Bases 1 to 2466 code for a protein of 821 amino acids. Gene Ontology annotation, biological process: nuclear-transcribed mRNA catabolic process, nonsense-mediated decay. NCBI's taxonomy places the organism in Eukaryota, Fungi, Ascomycota, Dothideomycetes, Mycosphaerellales, Extremaceae. Gene Ontology annotation, molecular function: protein binding; telomeric repeat DNA binding; telomerase RNA binding. Gene Ontology annotation, cellular component: telomerase holoenzyme complex. The record is from RefSeq and is a predicted model, not a curated record. The transcript has a single exon.